CCAGAGCAGCGGGAGUACUUCCAGGUGCUGGUGCGGAUCCAUGAAGGGGCUGACAACACGCCGCCCAAGCCCAGCUUCCUGGUACUGCUUAUAAUGGAGCCGGACCUGUUUGCGUCCACAGCCCUCACCCCGGACGUGCCGGUGGCUGAGGACCUGGAGACCCCUGCGGACCUCCUGAUCUUCAACCUCACCUCUGCUUGGCCCAGUGACCCGCGGCAGCAAGGCUUCCUGCUCAGCACCGAUGACCCCAGUCACUCCCUCCUUGCCUUCAUGCAGCAGGAGGUGAGGGAGCUGAAGAUUGCCUACCAGCCCCCUACUCUGGACUCAGACCAGGAGCGGCUUUUCCAGGUGGAAAUGGAAGUGCUGGACCCUGACAGUGCCUUCUUACAGCCUUUUGCUUUCAUGAUCCUGGUAAAGCCCAAGAACACAUUGGCCCCUGUGGCCACUUUCAGUCAUGUGGCUGGCCCACAGCUGAUGCUCUUUGAGGGUCAGUCACAACCUCUGUCUGGCAACUUGCAGAUCAGUGAUGAGGAAAAUCUGAAAGAGGUGAAGAUCUGGGUCACACAGGGUCUGUGAUACGGGAAGCUCAAGGUACUGGGUGUACCACCCCGUCGCAAGUACUUCACUGCUGCAGAGCUAGCAGCAGGGCAGGUGAUUUACCAGCAUGAUGGCAGUGAGCACAGCUACAGUGACAACAUUGUGUUCCACGUGGCAGACAGGCAGCUCCAGGUCAAAUUUCUGUACCCCAUCACCAUUGCUCCUGAUGACGAUCAGCCACCAUUGCUGAAUGCAAAUACAGGGCUGGUGCAGAGCAAGCACCAAACUAUCCAAAUCUCACCUUUUGUCCUCAGUGCUACAGACAUUGACUCUGAUGAUACCUCUGUCUGAUUUGUUGUGGUUGGGGACUGCAGUGUCCCUGCUACACUCCCACCACUUUGGUGAGCUGCUGCUGUGCCAGGCAGAGCAACCAGCAUCUUAUGAGAGCAAGGAAAGUGGAGCAGGGAUGAACAGAUGUAUGAGAGGGUAGUGAACGAGUGGUUGCAGCAGGACAUCCUCGAUGGGAGGCUGUUCUUCAGGCACACGGGAUCUCACAGUGCCAGCCCGGUGAUGGGCCACAUUGUGUUCCAGCUGCAGGAUGACUGUGACCUCCCUAACCAGUCAGGGGAGGAUGUGCUUCCUGUCAAAGUCCAACCGGUAGACAACCUGCCACCUGCAGUGUACCCAGGGACUAGCCUGCAGAUGACAGAGCAGGAAUACCAGCUAUUUAAGAAGCACUAUUUACAGUACACUGACCUGGAUACAGAUGACAGGGAGCUGAAGUACACUUUACUGACACCCCCAACUGACACAGAUGAGAACAACUCUGUGGUCACUGGAGAGAUUGUGUUGGCCGACAGUCCCGAGACGUCCAUUGCGCGUUUCACCCAGGCCCAGGUCAAUCAGCACAAGGUGGCAUGUCGACCCCUGGAGCUGGGGAUCGCACCACGGGUGGUUCAGUUGAUAUUCCUUGUAGAGGACUCAGCUGGCAAUUCUCUACAAGGUACCCUUACUCUCUUCCUGCAGCCAGUGGACAGCCAGCCACCUCAGAUCACCAAUACAGGCUUCAAUGUGCUUAAGGGAAACAGCUUCCUUCUCACCAGCAAUCAACUGGAUGCCAGAGAUGAGGAUGCAUCUACAGAUGAGAUUGUCUUCACUGUAACUCAGGCUCCAGAGCACGGCCAUUUACAUUAUCUGGAGGAGGGUCUGAUGGUGCAAGGGUAAUCUUUCCUGCUAGAUGAUAUUGCUGGUGGGCUCAUCUCCUACCAGCACAGCGGCAAUGAGUUUGCCAGUGAUUUUUAUCAGUUGGAAGUGAGUGAUGGAGUCCAUCAUGUGCCAGUCACAGUCAGGAUUGCUGUGCAGCCUGUGGAUGAUGAAAACCCAAGUAUCGCUCUCCCUGGUGGUCACAGGUGGGUGGGAGCAGCCAUUGAUGUCCUGGAAAAUGAUGCUACUGAAAUGACUAUGUCGCUUAUCUAGGGUACAGAUAAGGAUACAGAUGACUUGGUGCUGACCUUCAUUGUGCAGGAUCCCCCCAAGCUGGGUGACAUCCUCGUGGAUGGAGUGCAAUCAGAAAAGUUUACCCAGCAUGACCUCAUCGGCAGAGCAGUAGCUUAUGCUCACACCAGUGGAGAGAUUGGCUUGAAAAAGAGGUAUGAUUCUUUCAGUCUCACUGUUUCUGACCUCACCAGUGAAUGGGUGGUGGGAGACAGCACAGUACAAAGGGUGGCUGUGACUAUAUUGCCUGUGGACAGCAUUGCACCUGAAGUGAUGGUUGCGGCAGAGCCGCUCAGUGUCCUUGAGGGAGGGAAGAGUACUCUAACUCUUGAUCAGCUGGAUGUGGAGGAAGUAGAUACUCCCAGAGAUGACAUCUUGUGCAUUGUCACAGUUCAAUCCACUUCAGGAUAUUUGGAGAAUGUCUCUCCAGCCCCAGGGUCUGAGAAGUCUAGAGCUGGUACUGCCAUUAGUGCUUUUUCCAUCCAAGAUGUUCAUCUAGGCUAUGUCAGCUAUGUGCAGAGCAUUCAUAAAGGGGUGGAGCCUGUGGAGGAUAGAUUCACUUUCCAGUGUUCUGAUGGUGUUAAUUUCUCACCUCACCAGUUCUUCCCCAUCAUCAUCAUCAUCAUCCCCGCGAAUGAUGAAAAGCUGGAACUGUUUAUGUGUGAAUUCAUGGUGCUUGAGGGGAUGAGCCCGGUGAUUGACACUCCCAUCCUCAACUGAGCUGAUGCAGACAUGUCUCCACAUGAGCUGUGUUUUGUUAUUCUUGUCCCUCCUAAGCGUGGGCAGUUUGUGCGGCAGCUGUCCACAGGCACUGUGCCUGUUCACAGCUUCACGCUGGAGGAGAUCCAGGAGGCUUCCAGCAUUGUGCAUGAACAUGAUGACUCAGAGACGAAAGAAGAUAGCUUCCAAAUUCAGCUGACUGAUGGACGCCACACAGUGGAGCAGAACAUGCUGAUUAUGGUGAUCCUGGUAGAUGAUGAGAUUCCCAGGAUGGCAAUCAACAGUGGUCUGGAAGUAGAGACUGGCAAGUCAAAGUUUAUCUCUAGUCAAGACCUUAAAACCACAGACAUCGAUUCAGAGGACAAGAGCCUUGUUUAUGUCAUCCAUUUGCCACCUGUGCGGGGUUUCUUACAGCCUGAACAGAGACAAGAGGAAGUGCUGCACAAUGUUACACAAGGCACAAACUUCACACAGGAUGAUUUAGACCAGGGUUUUAUCCACUAUGUUCAUACUGGCCUACAUGGAGUGCGUGGUCUGAUUAAAUUUGAUAUUACUGAUGGUAUUAAUGCGCUGAUAGACAGGUACUUCUAUAUUACCAUUGGUAGCAUUGAUAUAGUCUUCCCUGAGGUGAUCAAUAAGGGUAUAACUCUGAUCUGCUCAGCACAAGUGAUGUUUAACAAUUCUGAUGAAAAUUUGCAUUUCAGUGUCACCCAGUCCCCAACCUGGGGCCAUCUAGAGAAUUCAGACAGUCCUGGAGUACCCGUUGUUUCCUUUACUCAACUCCAACUUGCUGGCAACAGGAUUUACAACAUUCACACUGCAGAGGAUGAGGUGAAGAUGGACAGUUUUGAGUUUGAAGUGACAGAUGGGUAUAACCCAGUCUUCUUUACCUUCAGGGUCCCCAUCACAGAUGUGGACAAUAAAAAGCCAGUUCUAACUAUUGGUGACCUGGUUGCUGAGGAAGGGCAGACUAGGCUGAUCACCCCUUUUGAACUGACUGUGGAAGAUGGGGAUACGCCCGGCCAUUUACUCCUAUUGACAGUCACUCAGGUUCCAGGGCAUGGCCAGAUAUUCUACAACAGCUACCCAGUCACCAGCUUCACCAAACAAGACUUGAAUGAGAAUCUUAUCAGCUACAGACAUGAUGGUACAGAAACCAGCCAGGAUAGUUUCUCCUUCUCUGUGACUGAUGGGACCCACACAAACUUUUGUGUUUUCCCUGACACUAGCAAGGAGAUCCAUCAACCCCAGAUGAUGAAGAUUCAGAUCAGUUCACUGGACAAUAGAGUGCCACAGUUACUGGUGAACAAGGGUGCCCUUACUCUGACGACUCCAGCUGGGCACCGAGGCUUCCUGAUCAUUAGUAAGGCACUAAAGGCAGAGGAUCGAGACAGUCCACACAAGCUGUUAAAAUACAAAAUAACAGAUGGGCCAGAGCAUGGCUUCCUCAUUAAUACCAGCCUUGGAAAUGAGAGCAUUAGAACAUUUAUGCAAGCUGAUAUUGAUGAAAUGAAGAUCAGCUACGUCCUGAAGGAAGGUGAUAAUGCUACCAGUGACAUCUUCUAUUUCUCCAUUGAAGACAAUGGGGGGAACAUGUUAAAGAAGCAGCUAUUUCGACUGAACUGGGCUUGGAUUUCACUGGAGAAAGAGAACUACGUCGCAGAUGAGAACUCCAGAUUUCUGGAGGUGACCAUCAGACGCAGAGGAUAUCUGCGAGAAACCUCUUUUAUCAGUAUUGGAAUCAAAGAUGGUACAGCAGUAAAGGAUAAAGACUUGAAGGGGAAACCUCAGAAACAGGUCCAGUUCGAUCCAGGGCAAGCUUUGGCUACCUGGAGAGUGAGGAUAUUUGCAGACAAUAAAUAUGAGGCAUCUGAAACAUUCCAGAUUGCUCUGUCUGAUCUGGUUAUGGCUGCCCUUGUUCCAGCAAUAGCAGUGGUUGAAAUCGUGGAUCCUGGUGAUG
This is a messenger RNA of Pelecanus crispus (Dalmatian pelican), 4711 nucleotides long. Lineage: Eukaryota; Metazoa; Chordata; Aves; Pelecaniformes; Pelecanidae. The record is from RefSeq and is a predicted model, not a curated record.